Nicotiana attenuata is the source of this 7061-nucleotide messenger RNA. RefSeq lists its product as uncharacterized. The coding region runs from base 254 to 4138 and encodes 1294 amino acids. Gene Ontology annotation, biological process: regulation of DNA-templated transcription. The transcript has 10 exons. Gene Ontology annotation, cellular component: nucleus. NCBI's taxonomy places the organism in Eukaryota, Viridiplantae, Streptophyta, Magnoliopsida, Solanales, Solanaceae. The record is from RefSeq and is a predicted model, not a curated record. Gene Ontology annotation, molecular function: transcription coregulator activity.
CAAAAUAAACCUGUCGCCCUUUCUCCUUGCGGUCCUCGGCAAGCAGUGUCACCGAUUGCUUUCCCUUUCUUUAAAAUCAGAAAUCCCAUGCCAAUUUCCCUCACUCUGCUAAAGCAACAGGCGAUAUCCUUGUUGUGAUGGAGGAGCAUCUAGUACGAAGAGGCAAAUAUUUAGUCAUUUUUGAGGAUACAGUUGAGUGCUAAGUGUUUGUCAGUAUUCAUAGGCAUCAGCCUUUUCAAAUUCUGUGCUGAAGAUGUCUUUGUCUUUGAGUUCAACUGCAUUAUCUAAUGAAGAUAAAGAGUCCCAUCAGGAGAAUGUGCUCUUGGUACGCAGCAACUUAUCCAACAAUGGAAGUCCUCUAGAACAAGAGGCUGAUGAACAAAAGAACGAACACCAUGAUGGUGGUUGUAACAGGGAUGGCGAUGAGAUUGAGUAUGACGAAGAUGAGGAAGAGGAUGUGGACUUUAAUCCUUUGUUAAAAGAAGCUGUUUCUCCUGAUGCUUCUUCAAGCCUGAGCUCAGAAAUCGAGGGUUUGGAUGCUGAUGUUGUUGACAAUGUGGAGAACAUUGCUGAAUCAUGGAAAGCUUAUUGCAAAGAAAGAAUGCCAGGUUUGCGACAGGACUGUCUCAUUGGAGACAAAGAACUUGGUGAGGAAACUGUGAUGCAAAAUAGAGCUUCUUCUGGAGCUUGUCCAGAAGACGUGAAGAAAAUCUCUUCUUCUGAACUCAAGGAGAAAGAAUCUGUUUUGGAUACUGAACCUGAAAGUGGAAUUUCAAAUAACAAGAGGACUGUAUUUAGUGGAGGGGGAGAGGGCAUUGAAGAUCUUUCAGUUGGAGAGUGUAACAAUGUUGCAAAUUCAAGGAGAUCCAUCAUAGAUAUGGAUAAUGAAGAUGCCAUAUGUAAGCGCACUAGAGCGCGGUACUCACUUGCUAGCCGUACACUUGAUGAACUCGAGACAUUUCUUCAAGAAACAGAUGAUGAGGAUGAUCUUCAGAAUGCUGACGAUGAAGAGUACAGGAAGUUUCUUGCAGCUGUUUUACUGGGUGGAGAUGGAAAUUCUGGAAAUGUACAAGAGAAUGAAAAUGCUGAUGAUGAAGAUGAAGACAACGAUGCAGAUUUUGAGCUUGAAAUUGAGGAGGCAUUGGAGAGUGACAUUGAUGAACAUGUGAAGGAUGAUGCUGAAGAGGAGUACGAGGCUGUUAGUCGAAGACCUAAGACUAGGCAAAUUAGGUGCCAAAGAGCUUCUGUUGAGAACAAGAAGAAGGUUUUAGGACUAUCAAAUAGGCCACUACGCCCUUUGUUACCAUAUCUGCCCAUUUCUCCUUACUCUGGACAUGGUGCAAAAAGCAUGAUGUUGCCAAGAUGUUCUCUAGCUUCACCCAAUCUGUCGGCUGCAAAUGAUGGCUGUAUGAAUGGAUUUACAGCCCAUCAGAUAGGACAAUUACAUUGUUUGAUACAUGAGCAUGUUCAACUUCUUAUUCAGGUUUUUGCCGUUUGUGUUCUUGAGCCGGCCAGACGGCACAUUGCUUCUGAUGUUCGGGAAUUGAUAUCACAAAUGCUUCAUAAACGUGAUGAAGUGUUAGCAAGUAGAAGUGUGCCAUAUCCCAGUUUUUGCUUCUUCUCCCCAUAUGUUCAUCCCUCAGUGUCUGAUGAACCUUCGAAGACUUCGCCUGCCCAAAUCACCAACAAAAUGUCUUCAGCACAUGUUUUGCAGGGAGACUGCUCAUCUGGACUUAACAUGGUGCAGCCUUUUGAUGGAAUUUCUCCUUCAAGAGGAAGACAUGAUGCUAUUAGUCAAGUGGGAUGCCCUGUAGGCUCCUGGGUACCUUAUAUAAGUGGUCCAAUACUAUCUGUUCUUGAUGUGGCUCCAAUCAAAUUAGUUAAGGACUUCAUGGAUGACGUUUCUCAUGCUAUGCAAGAUUACCAACAUCGGCAACUAGGAGGUAUGGAUGAUAUCUGCUCCGAGAAGGAACCCUUGUUUCCUGUGCCAAGUGUUCAUUUUACUGCUGAACCUGAUGGUCAGGCUUCCUUGUAUUCAAACAUUGUGCCUCCUCCUCCAUCAAGUUUUCCAACAUCAAAGAAGACUAUGGCUGCUGUAUUAGUAGAAAAAGCUAAAAAACAGGCAGCUGCUCCUGUUCCAAAGGAGAUUGCUAAGUUAGCCCAGCGCUUCUAUCCUUUGUUUAAUCCUGCCCUGUAUCCCCAUAAGCCACCCCCUGCAGCGGUAGCAAACCGGGUGCUUUUUACUGAUGCAGAGGAUGAAUUAUUAGCAUUGGGUUUGAUGGAGUAUAAUACAGACUGGAGGGCAAUUCAGCAGCGCUAUCUUCCUUGCAAAUCUAAGCAUCAGAUUUUUGUCAGGCAGAAGAAUCGCUCAUCAUCUAAAGCACCUGAAAAUCCAAUAAAGGCUGUUCGGAGGAUGAAAAACUCUCCCUUGACAGCAGAAGAGGUUGCACGUAUUGAAGAGGGUCUGAAGGUGUUCAAGCUUGACUGGAUGUCAGUGUGGAAGUUUAUUGUUCCUUAUAGAGAUCCUUCCUUGUUACCCCGGCAGUGGCGCACUGCUAUUGGAACUCAGAAAUCAUAUAAAUCUGAUGCUAGUAAGAAGGCAAAACGUCGGUUAUAUGAAGAGAGAAGAAAAUCAAAAGCUGCUGCUUUGGAAACAUGGCAUAUUUCUUCCGAAAGGGAGGAUAAUAUUGCUGACUAUGCUGUAGCAGAAAAUAGUGGUGCAGAUAAUUGUACAGAAAGAGAUGAGGAAGCUUAUGUUCAUGAGGCCUUUUUGGCAGAUUGGAGGCCUGCUGUAUCCAGCAUCCAAGUGAAUCAUUCUAUGUCAGAUCUGACAAAGAAAAUUCCUCCUGCUCAGCUAUUGGGAGAUGAGAGUUCUCUAGUUGCUGAAGAGAUGAAUAGCCGUCGUUCUGGAAAUGGGCAAUCGCACAUCUCUAACGAGUUCCCUGUUUCUCUGAGGGCCUCAGAAACCGAGUCCUUUUCAAGGCCAUACCGAGCCCGUAAAUUUAACAAUGGACAAUUGGUCAAAUUAGCUCCGGGCCUGCCUCCUGUUAAUCUUCCACCAUCUGUUCGAGUAAUAUCUCAGUCGGCUUUUAAAAGCUAUCACGGUGGAAUGUAUCCAGGGGCUUUUGGUGGGGAUGCUUGUACGGGUGAUACUGUGAGAGACAACACAGUCCCAAAAAUUGCAAGUGCUGCAAAGAAUUAUUUUGUGAAAGAUGGACCGUUUAGCAGUAGUGCUGGGAGGAACACUAUAAGUAAUCAGAAUCUACAGGAAACCAGUGUGUCAAAGGAUAAUAAGAAUGUUACCGAAGGAAAAGAUGAGUCAGGUCUACAGAUGCAUCCUUUGCUCUUCCGGGCCCCUGAAGAUGGCCCUUUGCCAUAUUAUCAGUCUAACUCUAGUUUAAGUACAUCCAGUUCGUUCAAUUUCUUUUCGGGUUGUCAACCUCAACUAAAUCUUAGCCUCUUUCAUCAUCCACGCCAAUUAGCCCAUACUGUUAACUUUCUUGACAAGUCUUCUAAGCUCAGGGACAAAACUUCAAUAUCAUCUGGUUUUGACUUUCAUCCACUUCUGCAAAGAACUGAUGAUGCAAAUUGUGACUUGGAAGCUGCAUCCUCUGCUGCACGAACCUCAUGUAUCUCAGAGUCAUCAAGAGGAAGGUGCGCUCAAGUUCAGAAUGCUGUCGAUAGUAGUUCAAACGCUGCCUGUUCUAUACCCUCUAGCCCUGUGGGAAAAAGCAAUGAGGUUGACUUGGAGAUGCACUUGAGUUUCACGUCCAGAAAGCAGAAAGCCAUGGGAAGCAGAGGAGACACUGACCAUUAUAUGGGAAGAUCACUAACUAGUGCUUCAGAUUCUGGAGAUCAAAAUCAUCACAUCAAUAGAACUCCAAAUAUAACCAUGCAGCACCAUGAUUCAGGUGCUACUGCAAUGAUUUUAUCCAGCGACGAAGAAAAUGGAAAUGACGUUGAUUAUAUGCCAGACCAGUCUCUUGCAGAAAUUGUGAUGGAGCAGGAAGAGUUAAGUGACUCAGAGGAAGAAAUAGGAGAAGAUGUAGAGUUUGAGUGCGAAGAGAUGGAGGACUCAGAAGGAGAGGAGAUAUUUGAAUCUGAGGAGAUAAUUAAUGAUAAAAAUGAGAUACAUUAGUUCGGUCUUCCCAGUUGGUGCUAUGUUUGCUAUGACACUUUGGCUUGGGAACACUGCUUACCUUUAUCAUGUCAUCAUGCUGACAUUUAUGCACUGAAGAAACAUCUUUUACCUACUCUGGUAUAAGGUUUCACAUUCUGUUGAGUACUUUCAUGGAACAGAGGUAUCACAUUCCAACUUAAUUAUGGCUAUUUGACAUAUGCAGCAUGCCCGUGAUAUUUUAUAGGAGAUUGAGAUUAUGGAACCUAAUGCUAAGUUAUUUCUAGGAUAAGGGAGCAUUUAACAGAUCUUGGAUGCUGCAGGAGGUUUUGUUGAUAAGCCAAAUUAUCUCUCAUCAUAUGUCUCGAUGAUACUAGGAUAGUAAGUUCCUACAGGAUCAUCGUAAUAGUUAUUGGGACGUGCAUUUUAGUGGUGCAUGGACUCGUAUACGAAGAUUGAGAACAUACUAAGAUUCAGUUUCUUGCUUAUAUAUGGAAUAUUGCGUCACAGAGCCCCGAACCGACCUGUAGGUAUGCUAACGUAAAACGAGGAGUUGAGCCUGAACCUGCAUAGAUUAUUGGUUAUUGAUGGAUGUUCACCUAACAGGAGAUCUUCUUUCAGAUAUUAUGUUUUAAGGUAUGUAUCAAAAAAGGGAAAAAACUGUCUUUAUGGGAUUUAACCUACCUUACCAAUUAACUGUCGCAAUGGGAGAAACCCCUUUUCAGUAUGAUAUAGUUACUAAUCUCUCAAAAAAUAAGUAUGAUAUGGUUACUAAUCUCUCAACAAAUAACUUUUUCCUAAAAAAAGUAUGGUAUAGUUACUGAGUCAAGUGUAGAGGUUGAAUAUAAGGAUGUACAUUGAUUUCAUAUUAGCUUUUGUGGUUAAAGUAGUUAGCAGAGGAGGUGAAGUUUAGGACAGCGAUGCAGAUGAAGCUGAUUUAAGAUAGUCAAAUUGCAAUGCAUAUUGCUUUUAAGCCAAUAUUCUCAUCUGCAAGAAAAUACUGUUUCAAUGUAUCUCUUCAUUAUUUUUGUUGGCUUACUUAGUCGGCAGAUAUACUCCCAAAGCUCUCCUGAGACAAGUAUAUUCGUGGUAAGUAUAUGCUCUUCAGGUCAUUUUAGAACACAUUAUGUUUGGUGUUCUUUAUACUUUUAUGUCAAAUCUGCCGAGAGAUAUUUACUUUUACACAAGAGAUCUAUAAAUAAAACGCAAGAGAUCUCUGCAGGGUUAUUUUCUUGUAUUCAAAUUAUAAAGGGUUAUGUUGAACCAUUUCCUAUGUCAGCAUCUAGAAUGUUAGAAAUACUUGCUAGUAAUUAUGAUACUUCCCUUUAUUUCAUGUACCCUAGAUUCCUAUAUGAGGAGCUCUUUCCUAUACGCUUUCUUCACUAAUUCUUCUCUUUUCUCAUGUAGUUAAACAUUUUAACAUGAAAAUAAGUUCAAAUGAAGCAACAGGUUCGAAACCUGCUCCAGACAAAAGCUUGGUAUUUAAGUGGGAGAGUAGGGGGGUGGGUCCAUCAUCCACUUAGCUUCAAACUGUGCACCACUGACCUCAAGAAUUUCUCAAUUAUCAAAAGAAAGUUUAAAUGAAUCAAUAUAAAAACCAAUUUGCUAAAGUAUUAAAUUGUGGUGGAAUAGGUGGCGUGGAGGCGGGGUUGGGGUGGAGGUGAGGUAUUAGUGGUGGGAAGGGAUGGUGGGAGGAGUAGAGUAUAAUAGCUAAUUCGGGGAUGCGAUGGAAACAUUAACACUAAAAAGUUUCCUUGGCUUAUGAACUGGAAUAUGGAAUCAAGGCAAUAUGUUAUUUCUUCACCGAGAAGGAAGGUUCUGAUUGUGUUAUUUGAUCUCUUUUGACUAUAAGGGGUUGUGCAGUGGAAAUUUAAAUCUUUUGGACUCUUUUGGUUUCCCUUUUGUUUAAUUGUCCCGAAGAGUGUUAAAUGUAACUUAGAAUUAACUGUUUCUUAGAGAAGCAAUUGAUGAUAGAUUGUGCUUUUCAUUUAGCUAAGAGAGUUUCUGACCUUUAUGUGUAUUCGUUGCAGCUUCUGGUUUCCUUGAAAUGAAUAAAAUUAAUCUUCUUACUGGUUAACAAAAAAUUUAAUGCUUUUACUAAGAAAAAGGAUAGGUUGUGCCUUGAAUAUGCCAUCAUGCCACAUUGGACAUCUGCAAUCUGGGAGAAACACAUGCAGUUUAUGAAUGUCAGAGAGUAUAGGCACUAAUUCAUGUUUUGGUUAGACCAGUUUUAUAGUUAUUGUUUUUUGUUUUUUAAUUUAAUAUUGUAGAGAACCAUGUUUUUGUGUAGGUUCACCACUUUGUUACAUUAUUCAUAACACCUGUGUACUGGGUUUUUCCCACCAUAUCAAUGGAUCACCUUAUCAUUCUUUUAAAAGAUUUAGCAACAUAUAUGGCUAUGAUUAUUUGACAUGUGUAAACUUGUUCUGUAGGUUGUCGACUUCCAUCAGACUAUGGAAGUAAAUGGCAUUCGCUUUUGGUGUUAUACUGCCGGUCAUGUUCUUGGUGCUGCCAUGUUUAUGGUUGAUAUUGCUGGUGUUCGAGUUCUCUAUACAGGAGACUACUCCCGUGAAGAAGACAGGCAUCUCCGUGCUGCUGAGACCCCCGGAGGUUUCUCCAGAUAUUUGCAUUAUAGAAUCAACUUAUGGUGUUCAACUCCAUAUGCCAUGUCAGAUAAGAGAGAAGCUUCUCAACACUCAUGCAAGGGGGUCGGGUGCUGAUUCCUGCUUUCGCCUUGGGACGUGCACAAGAACUUCUCCUUAUCUUGGAGGAAUAUUGGUCUAGCCAUCCUGAACUUGCUAAUUUCCCCAUAUAUUAUGCUUCUCCACUUGCGAGAAGGUGUAUGGCUGUCUAUCAGACUUACAUCAAUGCCAUGAAUGAAAGGAUCCGCAAUCAGUUUGUCAACUCAAAUCCCUUCAAUUUCAAACAUAUUUUUUCUCUUGAA